Molecule: messenger RNA, 3106 nt
Organism: Megalobrama amblycephala (Wuchang bream)
Lineage: Eukaryota; Metazoa; Chordata; Actinopteri; Cypriniformes; Xenocyprididae
Gene: klhl30
Product: kelch-like family member 30
Exons: 8
Coding region: 212-1990 (592 amino acids)
Molecular function (GO): protein binding
Source: RefSeq, a predicted model, not a curated record
AAUAGCAGUGUGAAAGACAAGCAUGCUGUCCCAGUGACUCUGCAGAAGACAACGUGUCCCCCAUUUUAGACAGCCGCAACAAAAUAGACUGCCUUCUAAGAAAGUUCUGUGAAUAAUGUAUGAUUUCUGCUUUCAUUCGCAGGCAGGUAAACACUGAAAACAUCUGUCGGUUGGCCCUGAAUGCAUUAAGGCCAUAGGUCAGAGUGUCGUCAUGGUGCGUAAUGUAGAUGACCUAGACUUCUGCCUCUCUUCCCAUCCGCAGAGCAUCUUGGAGGGCUUGCGCUCCCUCUGUUCUCAACCCAAACUUGUGGAUGUCACCUUGUGCGCUGGUGGACAGGAUUUCCCCUGUCACCGGGGAAUCCUUGCACUCUGCAGCCAUUACUUCCGUUCCAUGUUUUCAGGAGAUUUCGUGGAGAGCAUUGCUGCUCGUGUCGAGCUUCAUGAUGUAGAUCCGAAUGUAUUGUCAACACUGUUGGACUUUGCUUAUACAGGGAAACUCACCAUCAACAAAAACAAUGUGGAGGGACUCAUCUGCACGUCCAGCCAGCUCCAGUUCCACACCGUCCGUACUGUAUGCAGCCGAUAUUUGCAGCACCAGAUAGAUGCCACAAACUGCUUGGGAAUCCAUGAGUUUGGAGAGAUCCAUGGAUGCCCUGAAGUGGUUGCCAAAGCCUGGGGCUUCCUCCUUGAAAACUUUGAGGCAGUGCAACAACACGAGGAGUUUUUGCUGCUGGAGAAAGACAGGCUGGUGGCCUGCUUGAAGGAUGAGGAUCUGCACGUAAGAGAUGAUCGGUCCUGUGCCGAGGCAAUUUUGGCUUGGGUCAGGCAUUGUAUAGAAAAUCGGAUCUGUCACCUGCGAGAACUGUUAAGCUUGGCUAAGCUUUCCCUCCUCCCAGAAUCCUACCUAACUGAGAACUUGCUUAAAGAGCCAUUGGUGCAGAACUCGCUAGAAUCCAAAGAGUUGGUGGAGAGAAUAUGUAGAGAGAAACGAGAAAAGACAGGAGAUGUGUCAGAGCAGAGGGUUACUCAAAAUGCCCUCAACCUGCAGGAGGUUUUAUUUGUGAUGGGUGGUCGCUCGCUGGAUGACUCAGAUGAUGAAGAUGAGGAUGAAGAUGAAGAUAGAAGGUUGCACCCCAGAAAUUGUGGUUUCUACAACCCAAAGCUUGGGCAGUGGUUUCAGCUACCUGAUUUUCCCAACUACAAUAAAUGGGGUUAUUCUGUUGUCUCCUUAAACAGUAAUGUGUAUGUCACAGGAGGAUCAAGAGGGUCUCAGUCCAACACCUGGUCCACCACAGAGACCUGGAAGUUCAUCACUCGUGAGGGGAAGUGGGUCACAGUCGCCCCAAUGUUGCGGCCCAGGACUAACCACUCUUCUGCAACACUUAAUGGAGAGAUUUAUGUAAUUGGUGGAACUACAAUGGAUUUUGUCGAAGUUGAACAUUAUGACCCAUUCAGUAAUUGCUGGACUCUCACAGGCCCAGCACUGAAGUACGUGACUAACUUUACGGCCACAUCGUGUGAAGGAAAGCUGUACCUCAUUGGUUCUUGUGCUGUUAAAUAUAACGCCCUGACUAUGCAGUGCUACAACCCUGUCAUCGACAGCUGGUGUAUCAUCUGCUCACCUUUCAUUCCUAAAUAUCUUUCUUCUCCCCGCUCUGUCUCUAUGGAUGGAGUCAUUUACCUCGUAGCAGAUAACACCAAAAAGGUCUAUUUGUAUGACCCAGAGGGUAAUAUGUGGGAAAAAAUUCAGUUUAUGCACACUCUACAUGAGAAUGGGGAUUUGGUGGUUCUAGGCAGGCAGUUGUUUGUGACUGGAGGGCACUGGAAAGGCAUGGAGGGGGAUUACGGUGUGGAAGUGGAAGUAUACAACCGUGCCUCCAACACUUGGAAGGUGGAGUGCUUUCUUCCCAGACUCUGGACCUACAGUGGCUGCUGUUCCAUCUUCCUGGACACUUCCCAGUGGACUGAAUUCUUCCCUGAUGAGACUUAAUAUCUGUCCUGUCCCCUCAAUCCCGACUUAAAAGGUUAGUUCACCCAAAAAUGAAAAUUAUAUCAUUUAUUACUCACCCUCGUGCCGUUCCACAUCCGUAAGACCUUCGUUCAUCUUUGGAACACAAAUUAAGAUAUUUUUUAUUAAGUCAGAGAGGUUUCUGUCUCUCCAUAGAGAUCUAAUGCAACUACCAAUCCAAGGUCCAGAAAGGUAGGAAAAAGACAUCAUUAAAGUCCUCCAUGUGACUCCAGUGGCUUAAACUCAAUUGAAGUAUUAGCAUGCGUGUUGUGCUGUUCAGACUUGCGCGUCAACUCAACGCACAUGCGUGAGUGUUCACGAGAGCUUCACGACACAUGCGUGUUGUGUUCACACGAGAGCUGGCAUUGUUACGUGAACAUGCUUUGGAUAAUAUUAUUUUGUUUUUUUUUUGUUUUUUUUUGCUUUUUGCACAAACAAAACACUCACGUGGCUUCAUAAAAUUGAGUUUAAGCCACUGGAGACACGUGGAGUAUUUUAUGAUGUAUUUUUCCUACCUUUCUGGACCUUGGAGUGGUAGUUGCGUUGGAUCUCUAUGGAGAGACAGAAACCUCUUAGACUUCAUCAAAAAUAUCUUAAUUUGUGUUCUGAAGAUGAACGAAGGUCUUAUGGAUGUGGAACGACAGGAGGGUGAGUAAUAAAUGACAGAAUGUUCAUUUUUGAGUGAACUAACCCUUUAAGCUUCGGGGCAAAAUGUCCCCUUUUCUCAGCCUGCUGGUGAUUUAUCAUUUAUAAAAUAAGAAUUACAUAAUCAGUUAAUAAUUAUUAACACAAUGUAAUUUGUUGUACUCCCAAGAUAAAAUCAAUUAUUGUUUUUAUUUGUGAAAAUUGUGUAGCUAUAUUGAGUUUUGUGUUUUUUGUUUUGUUAUAUGUAUUUGAUAAGGGAUAUGUUUUUUUGUUUUUUUUUCGUCUGUAAAUGUAGCUGUUCUUUGCCUUCAUAUGGCCAUUAAAACUCUUUGAAUUAAAUGGCCUUUAGGUUGAUAUUUUAAUAUAAUGGAUGAUUUUUUAAGCAUUUUUACCAGUUGUAUCACAUGCUACUUAUUUUGUCCAGUAAAAAUAAAUGUAAAAUUGUAAUUUUAA